Messenger RNA from Aspergillus versicolor CBS 583.65, 763 nucleotides. RefSeq lists its product as uncharacterized. Lineage: Eukaryota; Fungi; Ascomycota; Eurotiomycetes; Eurotiales; Aspergillaceae. The coding region runs from base 18 to 578 and encodes 186 amino acids. The record is from RefSeq and is a predicted model, not a curated record. The transcript has 3 exons.
AGAGCACCGUCACCUCAAUGUUCAUCUUCGGCGCAGAUGAGCAGCCGCUUGCCGCCUCGAUCGUCGGAAAUGAUGCAUCCGCUACUACGUACAGCAUCAACUGUCCCCCCGGAACAGACAGUACUGAAUGCGGCAUGGGGCCCGGCAUGACUGUCGUCGCCGGUGAUAAGGUCACGACUUAUAUGAUGGAUUAUGCCGAUUCUUUCCAUCUCACAGCCGAAUGCACCGUCUCCAAAUCGCGCGCGGUGUGUAAUAGAAGCGUCGGCGGCCCGGACGCGAACUUCCCCGGCGUCGAGACUACCACUGCCAAGGUGCAGUACUUCCCUGUUACUGUGACGGCGGGGUCUGUUACCAGUGCUGGCCAUAUGACUACCCUUACCGGUACGGUUGGGGCUGAGGAGACUUCUACUUCGACUUCGUCUGCCUCUGCUUCUGAGGAGAGUAGCUCUGGUGCAGUGGCGUCGCAGACUGGGGAUGCUGAUGGGCCGACUGAGACUGGUGCUGCUAGUAGGGUUAUGGGUAUGGGUAUGAGUGCCUUUGGGGUUGUUGGUGUUGCGGUCGUUGGUGCUGUGCUCUAGAUCAGUGCUUAUGGAUUGGACGGGGUUUGUUGUAAUAUAUUAAAGGGCUAAUAUGUGUAAUCUGUAUAUUAAUAAUUGUAUUGUUUGAAUGGAUUAUAAUGAAGUUUGGAUGUUUUACGUUGAGUCGCGUUGAUUCCGGCUAGAUGUUAGUAUGGAAUAGAGGUAAGGUUUAACAACACGGGCGC